Messenger RNA from Penicillium bovifimosum, 894 nucleotides. RefSeq lists its product as uncharacterized. The record is from RefSeq and is a predicted model, not a curated record. Bases 1 to 894 code for a protein of 297 amino acids. The transcript is spliced from 6 exons. NCBI's taxonomy places the organism in Eukaryota, Fungi, Ascomycota, Eurotiomycetes, Eurotiales, Aspergillaceae.
AUGUCUGCUCACAGCGCGGACGACCAGGCCCAGGCCAAUCCGUGGACGUCUAUGCUUGCCAAUAGGCCUAUGACCCACUCAGUGGAUGGGCACCAGCAGGUCAUUACCCCGUUCGCGAAACCGUCUGGUUUCGUCCCAUCUCAUAAAGUCUGUGGACCUUCCGCGCACCAGCACUCCAUGGCGAUGCUAGUUACCGAUAUGAAAGACAAGAUGAAUUUGUCUGAGGCCGUUAGUGUGACAGCCGAGCCUGAGGACACUUUGAUGCCUCUUGUGCAGCAGUUGGACCAUUUAAGCCUGACUCUGGGUCGGCAUGUAAGCCUGAAACCGCCUCAACUUGGAGAGCGAGUCCCAUGUGAGCGAUGCCAAAACCCGCUGUCCAACGGCACCUUCAACCUCCGCGAUCGGAAUGACCCAGCCAAGAAAGCUUUGCCCCAUGCAGACAACAGGCACCAUGCCAAGCUUGCGGCCAGAAAAUCCAAACGCUCGAAAGCGACUCGAGCCAGCCCCUCACAACUGCUGCCAGGCAGCAUCUUGGGAAUUUCAUGGGACAACCCCAUGUUUUCUGAGGACAACGUCAAGAGAUUCCUGAAAACGCGUAUUUGCCGGUUCAUGAAGGCCACCAAGAACAGGGUCGCCAAAGCGAGCGGUUUCGAACACAACGAGUUUGAACUCAGGAUGCCGGACACUGUGUACAAGUUUGUUGUUGGAAAGAAGCCACUUCAUGAAGUUCGUCCUCGUCGCAACCGUCUUCCUCGUAUCCGGUUUGAUAAAAGGAAAGUCCAAGGUGCGGCAACUGAGAACACUUCGGACGAGAUGGAUACCGAGGAAGACAUGAAUGAGGGAAUGGAUUCGACCUUCUCCACUCUCGUGUUCCAGACUCAAACCCCCAAUUAA